AUGUCCCAGACAACAUAAAAGAAGCGGAAUACCUUGCUCAGAUGUUAACAGAGGCCAUCAGUGGUGGGGACAAAGCAGAGGCCAUGAGAUGUGCGGAGAAACUGGCUGGAUUGAAUUUGCCUGUAUCUGUGAAGCUUUGUCCGAAUGCCUACUCUCAAGAUUCCAUUCAGUUGAAAGUUGGCGUAGGGGAUGCACAAUCAGACACUUACAUUCCCAUCACCAUAAUGGUAACUGUUGACAUGACCAUAUCUGAACUGAAAGAAAAAGUCAAUAAUGACUACGGCUUCCAUCCAGUGUUGCAGAAAUGGGUGAUAGGGAAGCGUCUGGCUCAGGACAUAGACACUCUGUUUGGGCAUGGGAUAAGUAAAAAUGGUGACCACGCUUUCCUCUACAUCAAAUCAGCCAAGGCAGCAAACUUCAGCCGAGAGCAACAGAGAGUGGAAAAGGAGAACCGGAGAAUAGAAGGAAUUAUAGAGAACAUAGAGGUGUAUUCAUUACAAGGCAGAGGUGCAGGAAAUUUGGAAGCACAAAGGAAGCAGGUCAGGCCCGAUGUCACAGUACUUCCACCACCUAUUCCACCAAAGACUCAGGGGUGGCCAUGUCCACAGUGCACCUUUGUAAAUAAGCCUACCCGUCCUGGCUGUGAGAUCUGUGGAGAGGGGAGACCAGGACAUUACAAGGUACCAGAGACAUACCAGCCUGAUGAACAGGAGAUCCAUCGUCUGCAGCAGGAGGAGUUGGCCCACAUGCAGUACCAACAGGCUUUGGAGGAAGAGCGGCGAAGGAAUUUCAACAUGCUCAUGGAGACUGACUCUGAGAGUCUGGUAAAGAACUCUGAGGAAAUUGAUUGCACAAUCUGCUACUGCCCAGUUGUGCCAGGAGAGGGUGCCACACUCAGAGAGUGCUUACAUAGCUUCUGCAGAGAUUGCCUGAAAGGAACCAUUGUGAACUGUGUGGAUGCAGAAGUGACAUGUCCAUAUGCUGAUGCGACAUACUCUUGUAACUCCAAGCUUCAAGACAGAGAAAUACGAUCACUUCUGUCUCAGGAGGAGUAUGAGAAAUUUUUGGAGAUGAGGCUAAGCAUUGCUGAAUCUCGCAGUGAGAAUAGUUAUCACUGCAAAACCCCCGACUGUGUAGGCUGGUGCAUCUUUGAGGAUGAUGUGAAUGAGUUUACAUGUGACAUCUGUAAUGAGACAAACUGCCUCCUCUGUAAGGCUAUUCACAAAGGAAUGAAUUGCAAAGAGUACCAGGAUGACAUCCGUACCAGAGCUGAGAAUGACCUUGCUGCCAAACAGACAGCAGACAUGCUGCAGGCCAUGCUGCAGAAUGGGGAGGCCAUGCAUUGUCCUAAGUGUAAGGUUAUUGUGCAGAAGAAGGAUGGCUGUGAUUGGAUCUGCUGCUUGAUGUGCAAAACUGAGAUCUGUUGGGUGACUAAACAGGCACGCUGGGGCCCCCAGGGUGCUGGAGACACGUCAGGAGGCUGCAGAUGUAGGGUUAAUGGGGUUCCAUGUCAUCCGAACUGCCAGAACUGUCACUGA
Messenger RNA from Chanos chanos (milkfish), 1538 nucleotides. RefSeq names its product RanBP-type and C3HC4-type zinc finger containing 1 (gene rbck1). Gene Ontology annotation, biological process: protein linear polyubiquitination; positive regulation of canonical NF-kappaB signal transduction; proteasome-mediated ubiquitin-dependent protein catabolic process. The coding region runs from base 42 to 1538 and encodes 498 amino acids. The record is from RefSeq and is a predicted model, not a curated record. Lineage: Eukaryota; Metazoa; Chordata; Actinopteri; Gonorynchiformes; Chanidae. The transcript has 12 exons. Gene Ontology annotation, molecular function: ubiquitin binding; ubiquitin-protein transferase activity. Gene Ontology annotation, cellular component: LUBAC complex.